GUCUUUAAUAUGCACCAAUAGCCCCAGACGCCAUCUCUACCCCACCCCCAUAUUACAAUCAUAGAAAAUGGGAUCGGAAAAAGGAGAAUUCACGGUGACGGUGAGCAAAACCGACGUGGUGGCGCCACUGGUGCCGUUCCAAGAGCACUGGCUGCCGUUCACCAACCUAGACUUGCUUCUGCCGCCGCUCGAUUUCGGCGUUAUCUUCUGCUACAAUAAACCAGUGUCCGCCAGCAGCGGCAUGGUUAGUGUUCUGAAGAAGGCCUUGGCCGAAGCUCUUCUCCCUUACUAUGCUUUGGCCGCCGAGGUUGUCCCCAACGCGCUGGGGGAGCCCGAGCUUCUGUGUAACAAUCGAGGGGUGGAUUUCGUGGAGGCUUAUGCAGAUAUUGAGCUUCGAAACCUUAACUUCCAUAACCCUGAUGAGAGCGUUGAAGGUAAACUCGUACCUAAGAAGAAACAUGGCGUGAUGGCCGUUCAGGCAACUGAACUUAAAUGUGGUGGUAUAGUGGUGGGAUGCUCGUUCGAUCAUCGAGUAUCUGAUGCAUACACAGCCAACAUGUUCCUUGUGUCAUGGGCCGAACUAGCUCAGUCGAAACCGGUUUCAGUGGUCCCGAGUUUUCGUCGAUCACUGUUGAAUCCGAGACGACCAGGGUGCAUCGACCCUUCCCUGGACGACUGUUACGUGUCGAUAUCGUCUUUGCCACCUCCCGAAGAAAACUAUGAACCAACUGAUCAUCUCAUAAGUCGGAUGUAUUACGUUAAUGCCGACCAACUCAAUGAGCUUCAGUCACUCGCCUCCUCCGACGGCGAGAAAAGGACCAAGCUCGAGUCGUUUAGCGCGUAUUUGUGGAAGAUGGUGGCAACUUACACUGUCGAUAAAGAUAGAAGAAAGAUAUCGAAAUUGGGGAUUGUUGUGGAUGGGAGAGCAAGGCUUGGCGAAGGAGAUCCGGUCAGGGCCACUGUCAUGAGAUCUCACUUUGGAAAUGUGCUAUCCAUUCCGUACGGAUCCGAAACAAUCGGUGAGCUAACCGAAAAGCCUUUAUGUUCGGUGGCAAAACAAAUCCACGAGUUUCUAAAACCCGCGACGACAAAGGAACAUUUCCUAGGAGCGAUUGAUUGGGUCGAAGCUCACCGCCCCGAGCCCGCGAUGACAAGGGUGUACAAUGUUGUGAAGGAUGAUGGACCGGCGUUGGUCGUUUCGUCGGGGCUGCGGUUCCCGGUUUCAAAUGUGGAUUUUGGAUGGGGUUGCCCUGCUUUUGGGUCAUACCAUUUCCCAUGGGGUGGUCUUUGUGGGUACGUUAUGCCGAUGCCUAGUACAGCGAGAGAUGGUGAUUGGGUUGUCUACAUGCUACUAUUGAAAGGGCAGUUGGAACAGAUAGAAAAAGAGGCUGCACAUGUUUUCAGGCCCUUGACGUCUGAUUACCUUGAUCUCUAGGUUUCAUGUUGGGUAAGUAAA
Messenger RNA from Hibiscus syriacus, 1456 nucleotides. Its product is annotated as coniferyl alcohol acyltransferase-like. The coding region runs from base 68 to 1435 and encodes 455 amino acids. Gene Ontology annotation, molecular function: acyltransferase activity, transferring groups other than amino-acyl groups. The transcript is spliced from 2 exons. The record is from RefSeq and is a predicted model, not a curated record. Lineage: Eukaryota; Viridiplantae; Streptophyta; Magnoliopsida; Malvales; Malvaceae.